UACAAGAGUCGACAGAUGGCGUAACGUCGCAUGAAAAUGUAAACAUUCCAGCUGGGAUGAGUUAGUGAGGAGUUGGUCGAAUUUUUACUAAGUUUCGUAGCGGAAGAAAAACAGCAAAAAUCUAAUAAUAACCUGCUUAAUAUUGUUAAUGUUUAAGACUUAUAAAGUAACUUAACACUUAUUAUAAUGGGUUCGGACGAUCCAGAUACGGAACAGGUGAUCCUGGCCACUGGUGGUUAUGAUCACACUAUUCGAUUUUGGCAAGCUCAUAGUGGACAAUGUCAGGGAAGUGUACAGCAUUCUGAUUCUCAAGUUAAUGCAUUAGAAAUUACACCUGACAGACAACUAUUAGCGGCUGCAAGUUACCAACACAUUCGAAUGUAUGAUAUUAAUUCUAAUAAUCCAAAUCCAGUUGUUAAUUACGAAGGUGUAUCAAAAAAUGUGACAUCAGUUGGAUUUCAGGAAGAGGGACGUUGGAUGUACACUGGGGGUGAAGACUGCAUGGCUAGAAUAUGGGAUUUACGUUCAAGAAAUCUUCAGUGUCAAAAGCUGUACAACACUCAUCAACCCAUCAAUGCUGCUUACCUUCAUCCCAACCAAAUAGAAGUUUACAUUGGUGAUCAAAGUGGAACAAUUCAUGUUUGGGAUUUGAGAAUGCAACAAAAUGAUCCGCAAUCUAAAUCAAUAUUUUAUAAAUCAACAGAAACAGAUGUAUCCAUACAAAACAUACACAUUGAUUCUGAAGGUAUAUAUGUGGCUGCUGUUGACAAUAAAGGUUACUGCUAUCUGUUUAGUGUUGCUACAACAGAAGAUGGAAAAACUCCUCAGCCAUUAAGACAGUUAAAACUUCAAGCCCAUAAGCGUUACGCAUUAAAAUGUAAAUUUAGUCCAGAUUCCACAUUGCUGGUAACUACAUCGGCAGAUUCCACAGGGAAAAUCUGGAGAACGGCCGAUUUACAAUUGCUGAUGAGCCAAAAAGAUACUUCAAGUCAAGAAAUAUUGAUACACAAUUGGAAAACCACUGAAGUGACUCCCAUGGUGGAAUUAAAAGACGUAAAUCAACGAUGGGUAUGGGACGUGGCAUUCAGUGCAGAUUCUCAGUACGCCAUUACGGCAUCUUCCGAUAAUCUGGCAAGAUUGUGGAGUGUAUCGACUGGAGAAAUGAAACGCGAGUAUAGCGGUCAUCAGAAAGCUUUAACUGCUUUAGCAUUCAGAGAUUAAUUAAUGAUGUUUAUUAAAAAACAUCGAAGAUUUAUGUAAAUAUAAUUAUAUAACGAAAUGUUAACAGCUUUUGGACGUAAUGUAUCUUAUAAGGCAUUAAGUCAAAGAUGUAUUUUGAUUGUUCAUAACUGCAAUUUCGUACAUUUUGGUAUGUAAAUCUAGAAUACGAAGUUUCGAAUAUUAAAAUAUACUAGAAAGUAUAAAUGAA
This is a messenger RNA of Centruroides sculpturatus (bark scorpion), 1429 nucleotides long. Its product is annotated as target of rapamycin complex subunit lst8-like. Bases 187 to 1221 code for a protein of 344 amino acids. Gene Ontology annotation, biological process: TOR signaling; regulation of actin cytoskeleton organization. Lineage: Eukaryota; Metazoa; Arthropoda; Arachnida; Scorpiones; Buthidae. The record is from RefSeq and is a predicted model, not a curated record. Gene Ontology annotation, molecular function: protein binding. The transcript has 8 exons. Gene Ontology annotation, cellular component: TORC1 complex; TORC2 complex.